AUGAGAACUGAGGUUCUGUGGGGUGUAUUGGCCCUGCUGUGUCAGCAAACACUGGUUAGCAGCCACAUACUGGGGAGGCCCUCAUCUGCUAAUGACCUGGCUCAGCUCAAGUCUUUGCUGGAACGCUUUGAGGAGACAUUGGAUGAAGUGGUCCAGAAAGAAGACUUGGAAGCUUAUUAUGAAGACAUGAACCAAGAGCCCAAAAGCAGCCAGGCCAGCCAAGGAUGGGACCAAGAGGGGAACCAAGAACCUCUGAUAUCUGAAAAAGCCCAACCACUAACUGAGGGCAAGACUGUGAAUCAGAGGAGCCGCCUCCAGGACCUGCUGAUGGCCACCAGGAAACGCACCUCUGGCUGUUUUGGAGCCAGGAUGGAUCGAAUAGGAAAUGCCAGUGGCUUGGGAUGCAACAGUGGAAGAGGAUAG
This is a messenger RNA of Pelmatolapia mariae (spotted tilapia), 423 nucleotides long. It is a transcript of the gene nppa, whose product is annotated as natriuretic peptide A. Gene Ontology annotation, biological process: negative regulation of systemic arterial blood pressure; neuropeptide signaling pathway; cGMP biosynthetic process. Gene Ontology annotation, molecular function: hormone activity; hormone receptor binding. The transcript is spliced from 3 exons. Lineage: Eukaryota; Metazoa; Chordata; Actinopteri; Cichliformes; Cichlidae. The record is from RefSeq and is a predicted model, not a curated record. The coding region runs from base 1 to 423 and encodes 140 amino acids. Gene Ontology annotation, cellular component: cytoplasm; extracellular region.